CUCAAAGCGUAGUUGGUCCUGCUCGUCGACUCAAAAAAAAAAGACAACUGCUGGCAAGUGUCAGCUUGUAGGAGCCCGUUGAUGAUUUUUAUGUGUAGCGAACCUACUGGAUUCCCUUCACAGUGAACUGAGUUCAGUCGAAAUAAAUUUUGGUGAAAGUAGAAGAUGAGAGGCUGUUUGCAUACUUCUUCUGUAAAGGCAUCACAGCAGAAUCCUCCUCCUAGAGUCAUAGCUUCCUCUCCUCUACUCGCAUUUAUUUCAUUUCCUUUCCUUUCGCAUUUGACCACACGUACACCGGACCAUAACUAGAAUCCCAACUUGUUUAUCUUUCUACUACUAGCAGCAUGUUUCUUGUAUAACUUCUCCAGAAUACCACAACAUCAAUACCGAGCUUCUAUUCUGACCACAGCAUCAACAAAAUGUCUACCAUUGAGCGCCUUGGCAUUUCGGGGAUCCGAUCGUUCUCCUACGAUCGGAUGGAGAAGAUCAGCUUCGAUAAGCCCGUGACCCUAAUCGUCGGACAGAAUGGAUGCGGAAAAACCACGAUUAUCGAAUGUCUCAAGAUUUAAGGAUUGAGUGAAUGAGAUUUUUGAGUGAAUGAGAUUUCUCAGUGAAUGUUGCAUAUGGCCCUCUUAGGUCUUGUUUUCUUUUGCACCUGUAAUAUGGGAAAGGAAACUAAGCGGUUACUUGCGUAGCUCAGUUGUUUCGGGAAUACUCAAAUCAGCUUUGGCUCUGGAAUCUUGAACUCACCUUUCUAAACCUCGGCUUCCUGUGGUGCCUAGUAUCUAAGCACUGCACAUCCCUCAAUUUUGUCAUAAGAUGUUUUUCAUGUUUAAACUACGUAAGACAGUCGGUUAGUUUUCCCUCCGACUUUAGGUGUGUCCCUUCAUGCAAUAUAUUUAAACUCUCUCUCUCUCUAAACUGCGGCUUCCUGUGGUGCUUAUCCGCCAUAUGUGGGCACAGGUGGCGCUGCGUUCGUCCACGACCCGAAGUGGGCUAAGAUGCAGGAGGUCAAGGGCCAAAUCAAGAUGAUCUUCAACGCCAAGGGAGACAAGCAAAUCUUGGCAGUCCGUUCGUUUAAAAGCUUGAUUUUAUGUGACAGAAGAGGUUUCGUGAAUAUUAAUCGUUGGAAAUUGACUUUUCUCCUCUCUAAUUUUUUUUGAAAUUCCUCUAUAAAUCGUUGGAAAUUGACUUUUCUCCUCUCUAAUUUUUUUUGAAAUUCCUCCUCUCUAAUCGGUGGCGGUACAGCUCUUUCAAAGAAACCAUCGUGCAAGGCUUUGGAUUGCAGUCUCAAGUUCAUGAAGCAAGGAGACGAGGACGCGGCUGUCGGGAGUAGCUUUAAGGCCGCGUAUGGGAUUAAUAUUACUGUUCCGGCUUUUCGUCAUUAGUAGUCAGUACUCAUACAUCAAGGGGAACAACGGUUAAAUAAUAUGUUCCGUCUUGGGAUUAUUACAAGUAAUCGUCGCUGAAUCUGUUCCGUCUUGCUGGUAGCUUAGGAUGGCUACUUGAGACGCCAUGACGAUCUUUAAGAAGGGUAAUGCACACUGUAGUUGUAAAAAUUAAGUUGAUGUAGCAAAGAUGAUGAUCUGGUCUUCUAACAGGAGUACUCAACGCGUGAAGGAUAUGGACAGCCUUGUGCCGCAAUUGAUGGGCGUGGAGAAAGCGAUAUUGGAAAACGUCAUAUUCUGCCAUCAGGAGGAAAGUAACUGGCCUCUGAUGGAUCAGGCGGUAUUUUUACUACAUAGAAGAAAGCAACUGGCCUCUGAUGGAUCAAGCGGUAUUUACUAUAUAGAAGAAAGCAACUGGCCUCUGAUGGAUCAGGCGGUAUUGACAAUUUAUAGAACUUGUCCUUUUUGGUUUUUUCUAGUUACUUCUGCCGAUCUGGGGCUUCAUGCGUAGGACCCCUCUAAAUCUAAGUGUAACGUUAGGAAGGCUCCACCACUAUGUAGAAGAACACAGCCCUUUAGUUUGCGGUCGCCUUAGGUCAUUCUCCUCAGCUACUAUAUGGAAGAAAGCAAGUGGCAGUUGCUGAAACAUGAGGAACUAAACAAACGAAUUAUAGAAAAAUUCUCUCUUGACGUUGACCAUGAAAGAAACUACCACUACCCGCACAAGACAAUAACCACAUACACACAGACUCUGAAAAAGAAGUUCGAUGA
This is a messenger RNA of Amoebophrya sp. A25, 2159 nucleotides long. NCBI's taxonomy places the organism in Eukaryota, Dinophyceae, Syndiniales, Amoebophryaceae. The record is from the annotation of a GenBank genome assembly.